This is a messenger RNA of Vicia villosa (hairy vetch), 849 nucleotides long. RefSeq lists its product as uncharacterized. The transcript is spliced from 3 exons. Bases 1 to 849 code for a protein of 282 amino acids. The record is from RefSeq and is a predicted model, not a curated record. Lineage: Eukaryota; Viridiplantae; Streptophyta; Magnoliopsida; Fabales; Fabaceae.
AUGGAUCCAAUCAAAUACUUGUUUGAAAAGCCUGCGUUGACUGGAAGAAUUGCCCACUGGCAGAUGCUGUUACCAGAGUACGACAUCCAAUAUCAUGCCCAAAAAGCCAUCAAAGGAAGUGUUAUAGCCGAUCAUUUGGCCUCCCAACCUAUUGGUGAUGAUCAAUCUUUACAAGACGAUUUCCCAUAUGAAGAAAUCAUGUAUUUGAAAUCAAAAGAUUACGAAGAACCUUUACAUGGAGAAGGACCGGAUCCCGAAUCCCGAUGGGGUUUGAUAUUUGAUGGAGCUGUUAAUGAUUAUGGUAGAGGAAUUGGGGCAAUCAUUGUUAUGCCGCAAGGUUCUCAUGUACCGUUCACUGCAAUACUGAUAGAUUAUGCCCGAAGACUGCUAACCUUCUUCAACAAAAUUGAAUUCCAUCACAUACCUCAUGAGGAAAAUCAAAUGAUAGAUGCAUUCGCAACUCUAGCUUCCAUGUAUCAAAUAAAGUCUCCAAAUGAAGCUCCUCAUAUUACAAUCACAUGCUUGGAUAGGCCGGCUCAUGUAUUCGCUGCUGAAGUUGUCACAGAUGACAAGCCGUGGUUUUAUGACAUCAAAAUCUUCUUACAGAAACAAGAGUACCCACCUGGGGCGUCUAGCAAAGACAGAAGAACUUUGAGAAGAUUGUCUGCUUGUGUAUCCCCAAUUUCCUUCUUGAAAGAAGAUGACAAUCUCUACGGAGCAAGAAAAAUAUUUCCAGCAAAGAAGUUUGGGAAUGAUAAAAGUUUCACAGUAGCUGGUUGGCCUUCUCAAAAUGAUGAAGACAGUCUGUUGAAGAGCCUGAUUUUUCAAGUGACUAGUCCCUCGGUGUAA